CCCAACGGAUCUCUCUGGGCUCUCUCUCUCUCUCUCUCUCUCUCUCUCUCGUAUAAAUCCGCAGCCUCUUUUUCUCUCACUCUCUCUAUUUCCAAACAGGACAGAGAUGGGAAAUACCCUGUUCCUUUGCAACUAACUCUCUUGCUUCUCUCUCUCUCUCUCUCUCGCACUUCCACUCGCAAAUCGCCAUGGACACCAUUUCUAGAUCCCGCCAAGCCAUCGAACCCCGAUCGGGUGGAAAAAUUGUCCGAGCCAGGCGAACCGCCGCUGCAAGAACUCCGUACGACAGGCCCAGACGCCACAAUCCGCCUCCUGAAAACCCUAAUUGGCUCUCCAGGCUUAUAUUUUCUCCUACUCGAAUGAUUACUAGUGGUGCUGGGAAGCUUAUGUCCUCUGUGUUCUCCGCUGAUUCUUCUUCCGGUUCUUCUUCUUCUUCUUCUUCUUCUUCUUCGAGUGGUGAUUCCGAUUCAGAGGAUAAUACUGAUGACAACUGUAACAAUAAGGAGAUCUCAACUCAAGGCACUAUCAAUUGCUUUCAGAAGGACGCCCAACCAACUGUAGAGAAGAGUGAAACCAAGCGUCUAAUUGAGCAGCUGGUUAUGCAGGAGACGUUCACAAGGGAAGAAUACAUUAAGUUAACAAAGAUUAUUGAAGCAAGAGUUGUAGAUUAUUGCACCACUGAAGAUGUGGAGAAUCAAAGGCUAAUUGAGACGCCUAAAAAAACCAUUGGAGAUAACGCUAUUCUUUGCAGUACAGCCGUUAUGGAGGCUAGAAAAUGGUUAACGCAGAAGAAAUUAGGUUCAGCUUCAAAAUCAGAUAUAAAUCAUGUAACUGAAGAUGAAGGGAGUUCGCCGGUGGAUAUGGCUAAAUUGUACAUGAAGGCACGCCCUUUGUGGGCAUCUCCUUCAUUUAAGCAAGAAGAACUCAAAUCACCAUCGUCAAUAAAUGCUCAGCUUUUCGUUGAAGAAACACCAGGUUCACUUGGUGGUAAUGUUGUGUCCUCAUCUAAGCUAAAAAAGGACACCCCAUCCAUUGGGUCUUGGAAUAUCCAGGAGGAGAUACAAAGAGUGAGAUCUAAGGCAACAGAAGAGAUGCUAAGGACUUUACCUUCUAAAAGAAUUGAUUGGUCUGGCCUUGGUUUAGAAAAUGAAGGUAGCCCAAAUGCUUUUAUGUCUGGAGACAGAGAGGCUAAUAUGGGAAAUAAGAUGCACAAUUCUUUAGAAUCUAUAAAUGCAUCAUUGGCCACAGGAAAAUCUACUUCUCAUGGAUUCAAAGUUUUGGAGAUGACACAAGAUGGGUUGCAAAUUGAAGCCUCAUCCCCCGAUCAAAUCCAUACGGAUCCCGAGCAAAAUCAGGAUUUGGAAGCCAUUCAGACAAAGACAGUUGAUGGAAAAGUUUCAGAUGAUUGCCUGGUAGAUACACUAAACACUCAACAAACGGUGAAGUUAUCUCAGGAUGCAAAGAAUUUACCUCUCAGCGAUGCUGCUGCUGCUGCUGGAGUUCAUGGCCACAAGGACACUAGUGCCGAUGACAAGCACCUAAGCCACAUGGUGGAAGGAAACUUAGAAGAGCCAAGAUCACAGGAGGAAAAUUGUUCAACAUCAAAAGAAGCUGCGGGAACAAGAAGUCAUUACAAGACAAAUGGUUUCCCACCACCAAGUUUGUCCGCAGAGGGGUUUACAGAACAAAAUGUUAUUUUAGAAGAUGAGGGGCACAAUGCCGUAAGUUCAAGUUUUGACAAGAUAGUAACUGAUGUGUUUGUGGAUCAAACCUGUGAGAUUUUGAGUGAAACUUCUAUGGAGAUCCCGAACAAUGUAAAUGAUAGCAUGAAUGAGAAUGAUAGUGCCGUUGAUGGCUCUCAAGGCAGUCUGGGCAUAUACAAUGAGUCAUCACCGAGCCAAACUCGGUCAAGCUCGAAACGCAGACCGGCAGCAAAUACUGGUGUUGAGAUUCAACAGCGGGGAAAGAGACUGACAAGAUACAACAGGAGAGGCAGGGGACGUGAUAAAUGACCUAGUGUUGGCUUUUUUUUUUUUUUCUGUAUAAUGUACUGUAGUGUUAACCACCCUAGAGAGUUACUGAAGGGAAUUUCUACGUAUUGACACAAUGACACUGCCUGCUUAAGGAGACCAAUUGUUUUUAUUUUUAUUUAUUUUUACUUAUGUAAUGUAUUUUUUUGUUAAAAAAAGAAAUUGCAUUAUGUAAACUUUCUACUGGAAAUAUAAGACUUAUUUAUUUUAGCA
This is a messenger RNA of Ziziphus jujuba (common jujube), 2243 nucleotides long. RefSeq names its product protein KAKU4. Gene Ontology annotation, biological process: nuclear membrane organization. The coding region runs from base 189 to 2012 and encodes 607 amino acids. Lineage: Eukaryota; Viridiplantae; Streptophyta; Magnoliopsida; Rosales; Rhamnaceae. Gene Ontology annotation, cellular component: nuclear envelope. The transcript has 12 exons. The record is from RefSeq and is a predicted model, not a curated record.